UUCGUAGGCAACAACCUCGACGUGUAUUCGUCUAUCGUGGUCUUACUUUUCUCUAUGUUUUGAUUACGACUCAGAUCAUACUUGUUGGACAGCCCCAGCAUCGCAGAAGAUCCCAAUCAAGAUGUCGUACCAACCACCGCCGGAGGACGACGGGCUAGCUUAUGGACAUGACUACUCUCAAUCCCGGGGAAGUGGUCAGAGCGGCACGGAUCGAUCAUUGAUUGGGGACACCUUCAAGAAGUUCAAGACCGGCUAUGACAAGUACAAAACCUCAUCAUCGUCAGGGCCAAACUACGGGUAUUCAUCCUCAGGUUCCAACCAAGCCUAUUAUGGUCAACAGGGCCAGAAUGCAACCACAGGGCAGCCACAGUCAUCAUACUAUGGCCAGCAGGGCCAGAAUCAAACCCCACAACAAUCGUACUAUAGUCCACCAGGAUCAUCUGCUGGUCAACCGGCCUAUCCAGGGGGGCCUCCUUCGCAACAGCCUGGGGGGAAACCAGACAUGGCUUCGAAGCUGUUUGGGGCUCUGCAGAAUACGGUUCAGAAUAUAGGCUCUGAUGUUCAACACUUGAUCGACCCCAGUCACAAACCGCCUACCCAGUAUGGCAAUCAACCUUCAGGACAAAUCGGCUCGACUUACGCCAAUAUGCCGGCCGGUCCAGGCCAGCCUGCGGUCAAGAAUCGAUUUGAUGCAUUCGCUUCCGAGAAGCCCGGCAACGACGUGAAAUGGUAUGUUGAUGGCUGCGGAUACUUCUGGGCAGUAAGCCAAGCUCUUGAGAGGGCGAAGCAUUCCAUAUGGAUUCUCGAUUGGUGGCUGUCUCCUGAGCUAUACCUCCGUCGACCUCCAUCUCAGAACGAGCAAUGGCGACUCGAUCGAAUUCUCCAACGAGCUGCACAGCGUGGUGUCAAGGUCCACAUCAUUGUUUACAAGGAAGUCACACAAGCAUUGACGCUGUCAUCCGCCCACACCAAACACGAAUUGGAAAAGUUGUCACCCAAUAUCUCCGUCUUCCGACACCCUGACCACCUCCCCGAUGCUCAGACUACCCAGUCGUCCUUGAUCUCAUCACUUCAGGGUCUCAAGCUCGAUGCUGCGGGUGCUUCCAGACUUGGUGCAGAUGCGUUGAAAGGUAUCUAUGGAAUUACUGACGACGUCAUCCUCUACUGGGCGCACCACGAGAAACUCUGCCUUAUCGAUCGUGACAUUGCAUUCAUGGGUGGUCUCGAUCUUUGUUUCGGCAGGUGGGAUACGAAUCAACAUGCUAUUGCCGAUGUCCACCCUUUGAACGUGAAUGACACCGUCUUCCCUGGACAAGAUUACAACAAUGCCCGAGUGAUGGACUUCAGCGAUGUUGCAAAUCCGUUCCAGAAUAAGCUUGAUCGGACGACAAGUUCUAGAAUGGGCUGGUCCGACAUUGCAAUCUGCCUCCAGGGGUCCUGUGUCGCUGACCUCUGCCAUCAUUUCAUUGAUCGCUGGAACUUCAUCUACGAUGAGAAGUACAAUGUUCGGCAAGACCAGCGCUACUACCGGAUCGCCGACGAUUAUCCCCAUACUUCUUCAGGACCAGGGCAAAGACCACAAUCGCAGCAAUCGCAGCAUGCGCAGACACAACCCCAACAGUCCCAACAACAGACUUCGAGUUAUCUUCAGCCACCAGGACCAGGCGGUUCAUUUCCUCCUCCUCCAGGCAGUCAACCCUACAGCCCACCUGCGUGGCAUAGCACCAGCAGACCGCAUACACCUGGUGGAGAUUCAUAUCAGCCUCAACCGAGCACCAGCCCUGGAGUUAGCCCGUCCUUGCAGCCAGCGGCGACAUAUACUUCAAGCACGCCUUCUACUUAUGGUCAGCCUGCACCCACGGGUGGUCAACCGCAGUAUCAGACCUCGCCGCCUCCUCCAGCCGGAAACUACGGCCAACAACCGAACCUCUACUCACAGCAGAAUUUCCCUCCCCCACCACCAGGGCCACCGCCACAAUCUACUUCCGGAGUGACGCCAUCUUAUGCAGAAUACCAGCCGCUUCAAAGCCAUGACUCGCAGCAAGGGUACGCGCCGUACAACCAGGGUCCUACCGAGUUAUCUUCUCAGCAAAACCCAGGGCAACCGUAUCAGCAUCAAACAUAUCAACAACCUGGGUCCGAGCAAAGCCGCGGCGUUGAUGACUACGAGUCUGAGCAGAGUCGAGGGUAUGGCAAUUUUGGUUAUGCCAAUGAAAACGAAUCUCCCUACCAAGGAGAACGAGGUUUGCGAGACCGAAUGAAUCAAUACAAGGACCAGGGUAGGAAAUUCGGCCAGGAGUUGACGUCUGUUGGCAACAGAGUGUCAAGCGAAUUCGGCGGACGAUUUGGCAAAUACAUGGGAGGCUUUGAGCAAGGUGGGCGUCCUUACAAUGCACCUCGCGGUCCCAUGACAUGCCAAGUGCUUCGCAGCUGUACUACAUGGAGUAACGGAACGCCCUUGGAACAUUCGAUUCAGAAUGCGUACAUUGAUGUCAUUCGAAACAGCCAGCAUUUUGUUUACAUCGAAAAUCAGUUCUUCAUCACCGCGACUGGAGAUAAACAGCAUCCUGUCAAGAAUUUGAUUGGACAAGCUCUUGUUGAGCGGAUAUUGCGCGCGGCUCAGAAUGGUGAGAAAUACAAGGUCAUUGUCGUGAUUCCAGCAGUGCCAGCGUUCGCUGGUGACCUGCGCGACGACGCCUCCUUAGGCACUCGUGCGAUAAUGGAGUUCCAGUACAAUAGCAUCAACCGGGGUGGUGAGUCGAUCAUGGAAAAGAUUGCACAGGCUGGGUUCAAUCCAAUGGAUUAUAUUCGCUUUUACAAUCUGCGAAACUAUGAUCGAAUCAAUUGUAACAAUGCUAUGCGCCAGGCUGAGCAAGCAAGCGGAGUCAGUUAUGAAGAAGCACGGAAGCAACAUGGUGAUAUCGUUGGAGCUGGAUACGGAUCACAGGGCUACGGUACUGGUGCAACCCAACCCUCCCAGGCGCCUCAAUAUCAACGUUACCAAAUGGCAGCACAAGGGAUCCAAUCUCCGGACGGUCGUUGGGACACAGUGUCUCAAUGUUAUAUGCUUGGAGGUCAAGAUAUCCGCUCCGUUCCGUGGGAUGGGCCACCUGAAGAGGAACUUGAUGCCUUCGUGAGCGAAGAGCUGUAUAUUCACUCAAAGUGUCUGAUCGCAGAUGAUCGUAUCGUCAUUUGUGGUUCCGCAAACUUGAACGACCGGAGUCAGCUCGGCUCUCACGAUAGCGAGAUUGCACUUCUGAUCAAUGAUCCUACUCCUCUCCAGACCUAUAUGGCAGGUCGACCAUACACAGCCAGUCGCUUCGCUGCUUCCUUGAGACGACAGCUAUUCCGCAAACAUCUUGGUCUAGUCCGCCCGCAAGACCUCCACAGACCUGACCCUAACUUCGAUCCGGUUGGAGUACCAAACAUGUACGACUGGGAUAGCCCCGAGGACAACAUCGUCUCUGAUCCUCUGAGCGAUACCUUUCAGAGUCUAUGGAACACUCGGGCCCGCACAAAUACCGAUGUGUUCCGUAAAGCCUUCCGAGCAGUCCCUGAUGAUUAUGUUACUUCUUGGGCAGAAUAUAAGGAAUUCUAUGAGUACUAUUUUCACACUGCCGAUCAAAAAGACGACGACAAGGCGAGCCGAGUGCCGCCACGAGUUCAGUAUGGACAUGUUGUUCGAGGAGACUUUCCAGGCGGAGUUGGCGAACUGAAGGAGUUGUUGAGCCAGGUCAAAGGCACAUUGGUAGAAAUGCCAUUGUGCUUCUUGCAGAAUGAGGAUAUAGCCAAAGAGGGUCUCAGUCUAAACGCCCUAACAGAGCCGCUUUACACUUGAGAUAGUCUGAUACUGAUCGUGUACGUUCAACAUCGGUAUGGACGUAGGAGGAAAAUAACGACUGUAUGAUCCAUGAAUACAAAACCAAGUAGAAAAUCAAAAUCGCUCGGUGGC
Exophiala oligosperma is the source of this 3952-nucleotide messenger RNA. RefSeq lists its product as uncharacterized. Gene Ontology annotation, molecular function: catalytic activity. Gene Ontology annotation, biological process: cell motility. The record is from RefSeq and is a predicted model, not a curated record. The transcript is spliced from 6 exons. Bases 122 to 3838 code for a protein of 1238 amino acids. Lineage: Eukaryota; Fungi; Ascomycota; Eurotiomycetes; Chaetothyriales; Herpotrichiellaceae.